UAUGAGUAUACAUAUCAGUAUCAAUGGUCUAACCCCCACCACGAGUCCUGUAUAUACGGCUGUGUUCAAAAAUGAGUUGUCGUGCGUUUAAAGAGAUACAUUCACCAUCUAUAUAGCAUUAUUUUUCAGAAUAAUAUGUUGAUGAAAGAUACCAAGAUUGUGAUGAACAAACCAAAUAUAAGAACUGGAAGUCAAGCGGGAAGUACGUAACUAUACUAAAACUAUAGGAACAUACAAGACUACAAUUUGGAGAAGGUUAUCGAUUAUGUCUUUUCGCUUCACGAUGUAGCUUCGAAUAAAAAUCAUCAUUGAAACUGCUUAUCUAGUGAUGCUUACCUGCGGACAUGAAACUAAGACACAAAAUAAUGAUGUGGAUCAUCGACGAUCAUCGCGAAACGUUCUUUGUUCGCAGCUCUGGAUUUGUAGAGAAAUAUGUCAACAGAAGGCGCAGAACUUUCAAAUCGUUUCAUGACUCGAGAUGUCGAAACUAUGCCGGACGAGACACAGAACAAUCGUAUGGAUAUACUGGAGUGUCUUUCAGUUUUAAUUAAUGAAAAUAAUUCUGGGAAUGAUCAAACAGAAGAAUUAACACUAGAUGAACACCUAUUGAGUGGUGGUACAACCUUGACAGCAGUAACGUUGCCUGAUGGAACGCAAGCAUUUGUUACCAAUAAUUUCAACGAUGAUGAUAUGAAUUUAAAAAGGCAAACAACAUUAGAAUUGGGGAGUGGAGAUACCAUAUUGCUCCGAGAUAUAACAGAGUUUGCAGAAGGUAAACCACUUCAACUGGAAUUAGAGCCAGCAACAUUAGUUCAAGCUCGUGACUCUACCAUAGAAAAUGUUGAAAACUAUCCUCAUGUAGAGUUUAUCGAUGGUAAUGCUUAUAUGGUAGCUGGUCAUCUUGAUAUUAGUAAAGAUUUAUGGGAAAUUGAAGAUGGGAAAUUGAAGAAAAAGGAUUCCAAGAUUUUAUUAAAUAAGCUAUCUACAUCAAGAAUAAGACAUCCUUGUCCAAGAGAGGGCUGUUCAAAGGUUUACAGUACACCUCAUCAUCUUAAGGUUCACGAACGAUCUCACACUGGUCAACGACCAUACAGAUGCACACAUCCAAAAUGUAAGAAGAGCUUCUCGACAGGAUACAGUUUAAAAGCGCAUCUGCGUACGCACACGGGAGAGAAACCUUACAAAUGUCCAAACGAAACGUGCGAUAAGAGUUUUAAAACAUCCGGAGAUUUGCUAAAACACGUACGGACCCAUACUGGAGAACGGCCCUUCUUAUGUCCGUUCAAUGGAUGCGGUCGUUCCUUUACUACGAGUAAUAUUAGGAAGGUUCAUGUCAGAACGCACACUGGGGAACGUCCAUACAAAUGUACACAACCUAAAUGUGGCAAGGCGUUUGCUAGUGCAACAAAUUAUAAGAAUCAUAUACGAAUUCAUUCGGGUGAAAAACCUUACGUAUGCUCUAUAGAAAACUGUGGAAGGAGAUUCACAGAGUAUUCUAGUCUUUACAAGCAUCAUCUCGUUCAUACGCAACAACGUCCGUUCGAAUGUAAAAUUUGCUUGAGGAGGUACAGACAAAGUAGUACUCUUGUGAUGCACAAAAGAACUGCUCAUUCAUUAGUCGAUAAUGAUGAUAAUGUCGAUGUUCUUUGCCAAGAAUCUGUACAAGAGUCUUUUAGUCGAAGCAAAGAUAGACGAAAAGGAAGCAUUAUGCGAGAUAACGGUAAUUCGUCGUUAAAGAUCACAGAAAAAGAUGGACAAAUACAGAUUUCCAAAGCGACCGAUGAUUUAAAUGAUAACGAAACGCAGAUUUUAUUGGUCGGUGAUCCUUCACAAAUUGCAGCAUUACAGCAGAAAAUUGAGCUAAACGGUGGUUUCGACGAACCUGGUAUUGAUACUUCGUUCGAAGAACUAAAUAUAAAGAUUGAAGAUAUAGAACUUGGAUGGCACUGAUACGUCUUCAAAAUCAUUCAAUGAAUAUUAAAUAGAAACAGAAAUUGUCUAUUCUUUCUUUUGUCUAUUUCUUCAAUUAUCUAUUGUUUACUGAGUCUUUUAUAUAUGUAUGUAUAAUUGGUAGUUCUAUCGAUCUUAGCAUUGGGAAUUAAGGACAACUUUGGCCCAUCACGUCAUCGGAGAUAGUCUAAAAAGGAGCAUUUUGUUUAUUAAUUUGAAGAUAUAUUUCGUCAUUAUCAACAAAUAAAUUGGAUUGGAAUUUUGAAUCGUUCUCCUCGAA
Bombus impatiens (common eastern bumble bee) is the source of this 2230-nucleotide messenger RNA. RefSeq names its product zinc finger protein 76. Bases 433 to 1950 code for a protein of 505 amino acids. The transcript has 9 exons. Gene Ontology annotation, biological process: regulation of transcription by RNA polymerase II. The record is from RefSeq and is a predicted model, not a curated record. Gene Ontology annotation, molecular function: RNA polymerase II cis-regulatory region sequence-specific DNA binding; DNA-binding transcription factor activity, RNA polymerase II-specific. NCBI's taxonomy places the organism in Eukaryota, Metazoa, Arthropoda, Insecta, Hymenoptera, Apidae.